AUGAGUGCCCCUCAGUAUUAUCCGAACACGCUGGAACCACUCCAGAUAAACAAAGAGAAUCUGCAAAAGGCCCUUCAUGAAUUCCGUGAAGCUGUCGACCAUGGAACUCAUUUAGUGCAACAAGGUUGCCCUCCUUCAGCGGAGUGGGGUAGUGCCGGUUUGUACUUGGGAGUAGCAGGGAUCGCUCUCGCAUUCCUGCGGCUUGAGCGUCAAGCUCUAUCCUUGACAGAACCAGGCAGGGCUCCUAUCGACUUCGGUAAACUAGCGAGGGAGCGAAUAGUGCCGCAUGGGCCGAAUUUGCCUUUAAAGUCAGGCUUCCUGUCGCCUUUGGGCUCAUUCUCCCCAGUAACAGGGGCCUUGAUGCGUAUCUUAGCAGCAAGUACAGAUGGCAGUGCCAUCUCUGAUGCUGACAUUACUUCUCUCGAAGAUGCGGUUAAGCUGGCAAUCAAAAACGGACCCAUGGUGCCUCAGGGAGAUAAAAUGAUGGGAGGUGAUGAGCUUAUUUACGGUCGACCUGGAUUGCUGUGGUCUAUCUUUAAUCUUCGGGUUCAGCACUUCGAUGAGAACACAAAGAAGCGCCUGCAACCUGUUUUCGAUGCUCUACCUAACCUUGUUGAUGUGAUAGUCGACGCCGGGAGGCAAGGACAGAAGGAUUACACCAAAUUGCAUGGAGAGAAGGAUGCGCUGCCCCUGAUGUGGUCGUGGAAGGAAAGCCGAUUUUAUCUAGGAGCUGUUCAUGGUAUCGGUAUGUACACAGAAAAAAAAAUCAUGUUUUUUCGGCAGGGCUUUCCCCGAGCUAAUACUUCGUAG
Molecule: messenger RNA, 810 nt
Organism: Aspergillus oryzae RIB40
Lineage: Eukaryota; Fungi; Ascomycota; Eurotiomycetes; Eurotiales; Aspergillaceae
Exons: 3
Coding region: 1-810 (269 amino acids)
Biological process (GO): peptide modification; carbohydrate metabolic process
Cellular component (GO): plasma membrane
Source: RefSeq, a predicted model, not a curated record